Messenger RNA from Stomoxys calcitrans (stable fly), 3645 nucleotides. RefSeq lists its product as uncharacterized. The transcript is spliced from 5 exons. NCBI's taxonomy places the organism in Eukaryota, Metazoa, Arthropoda, Insecta, Diptera, Muscidae. The record is from RefSeq and is a predicted model, not a curated record.
ACACGACCAACGCCGUUGUCUGGCGGACGUGUUGUCUUUGUUCAAUACUUAGAACCAGAGAAACCAAAAUUCACUUUACAUUGAGCUCCGACGACAGUAGAACAAAACAAGACUACCAACGGAUGAAAAUUCUGAUUAAUAAAAUAAUUCCAAAAACUCUUUAUAAAUAUUUUUUGUGUCGUUUUUGUGUUCCGGCAAAACUUUUAUUUCAAAUUAAUUAAGUUUAUUAGCGUGUUUAGUGUUAUUUUCAAACAACAAUCAAAAAAUAAAAACUAAGGUGUUUCGUAAUAAAGGAAAUUUUGAUGGAAAAGAGAAGAUAUCUGACCAUUGUCUACUACCAUCAACAAAGUGAAAAAUUCUAAGUCAGCGACCAUGGACUUGUUAAGAAAUAUGUGUGUUAAAAAUUUAAUAUUAAUUUUAUUUUAUUACAACGGUUCCUAUAAUUGGAACAACAAGCUGUAAUUUUCCAAAACAUAUAAAAACUCCGAACAAAUCAAACAAUAAAAUAACAAACAAAGAAGUGAAAGAGUUCGAGUGCGAACAGUGCGUUUGUAGAGGAAGGCCCUUUUUUAAUAAAGAAAGCCCAAAGUGGGUUAUUUAAACAUAAAAAAAUCCAUCGAAAUUUUCCAACACACAUCUAGUGGUGAAGUGAAUUAAUUCUCUAGUCUUAGGCACCUACCCAACACAUAGACAAAAAAAAUAUAUUUUUUGUUUAAUAAAAUCCCAAAACACACAAGCCUUUGUUCGCGAUAAUAAACAAACAUUGAGUGAUUUAAAAUUUAAUUACGCAUUAAAAAUAUUAAAAGAAGGGAAAACCAACAACAACUGAAAGACUAUCUUGCCCACAUCAAUCCUAAUCUUAAACUAACAGCUAAACAGUGUUUGUCUGCCCUUUCCGCGCUCAAAAUAAUAACAUAACAUUCACCGGACGUGGCGGCAAACGUGAUUAGUGAUCGCAAACGCUCUAUUUCCCCAGCACCACGCGCGCGUUCUCUCUCUCUCUCUUGCUCACCUUCCAACGUAAACAAAAAUAUCAAAAAUAAAAGAAAAAUUAUUGUAAAAAUUUUCUAUCGCGUGUUUCCAUGCAAAGAGAUUAGCAAAACAAAACACUUUGCUGGGAGAAUUUUUUCAAAACCAAAAAACAAAAACACAAGUGAUUUGAGCGGAUUUUUGCCUAUAUAUACAAAAGCAUCUUAAGGCCUCUGCAUGUGAACGAGACCCUCAGUCUUAGUUUGGCUCUUGCUUAAACUACAACGGUUUAACUACAACAAAAACUGCUGCGACUAGAAUUAGAGAAAGUGGUACAAGUGUAACCCCCUCUUAGUGCACUUUGAUCGAUCAUACGAUUGUACUCUUUUUUUCUGAAAAUCGUGCAAGUGAUUAAAAAAUAACCAUUUCGAUGUCGAUAAAUUCGCCAAUACAAAGGCUAACGGACCUGAAAUAAGCAGGCAAAACAAAACCUCCCCAAAAAGUAUAGAGCAUCCUCGAGAUAACUCAUCGAAAAUUUCCAGAGAAACAAAUACAAAAAAACAAUUGAAGCAAGUCAGCUGCUUGCUUAAAAGAAAGACAACAACAGUUCAGAAAAAAUAGCGAGUGACUAUUGUUGAAUCAUUUCGGAACUUUGUUACGCACACACUCAUCACCAAAUAUUGGAGAGAAUACAUUACAAUUUUCGUGUUUAGCAAUUCAAGGAAAAGACGAUAAUUGGAUAUUGGGGCUUUCGCCGUUGUAUGGAGAAUUUUAAACAACCAUCGAGUUUUGGAGACGAGCCGGGCCUGGUGAAAAAAGCACAGGGCCGGAAUAGUCUGCAUUUUAUUAACGGCACUGCAGCUGCCAACGGCACUGCUCCGACCAAUUCAAUUACAUCAAUUAACACGCUAACAGGCAAAAUUAAUCUAGACACAUCAUCACUUAAUGAUUGCGAACGGGGCUAUGUGCCAACGGUUGGACGUUGGGGGGCCGAAUGGCCUAGUUGACUCGCCGAAGCCUUGGUUCGACAUGCCGGCGCCGCCGCCGGCAACCCCGGGUUAUCGGCGGGAUCGAUACGGACUGGAUUGACUACAGCCAUCGAUACUGAUCAAGAUAAACCCAACAAAAAUGGAACUGCACUACCAUGCAGUAACGGUCAUAGACAAAACAAUGACUCAACCGAUGAUGAUGAUGAUGACGAUGACUACGGCCAUGAGUAUACAUGCAUUGGAAAUGAACCACCAUGCAAUUUGACAUCAAAUCCAUCGUCGGAACGAUGCAUUAGCAUCAACAAACUGUUGGAGGAGCAACAUCACAAAUGGUGGUGGACCACAUAUGAGAAAGAGACGACGUCAUCCGCAACUAAUGGAUCGUCGCGGCCACCAUCCUCCGCAGGUUCGCCCGAGAUGUGGCAAGGCAGAGAUGGCUAUAAUUUUGAAGCUUUCAAUCAAACCAAUGGGGUUUGGCCUCUGGGCCAUCCGCUGCCCCUUCCGGAUUGGGCUAGUGCUCAGGACGACGACUCCCCCAAAGGUAUCCUACACUUCGAUUCCGUUUGGCAGUAUGAAGAUUUGAUUGCUAUUAUCGAAACGAAGCUGCAACGCAUGUUAGAGGAGACCCACUACGACACUAUUCAUCUAUUUAAUGCAUUCUAUGAAGCCUUCAAGCGAACUCGUCGCUCGGAUCUAAAAUCAUUUUACCAAUUCUAUGACAUACCCAUUAAUCGUCGCCAUCACAUGUGCGUAUCACUGGCCAUGGAGAUAAUGGCUCGCAUAGUGGAAUUGUUCCCAGUGCUGCAACACUAUCUAUACAUAGUAUCGUGCGAAGAACAAGUGGCUUCUCUAGCGGAAUACAUUGAGACUGCCGAAGAAGUGGGAGGCCUCAAUUCUCCCCAUGCCAACGUAGAGAAAGAGCACGCAAUGGUGGCCAUGAAAAUAAGCAUUAGUGGACGGGAAGGCUUUCUGAUUUUAGAUCCGGGAUAUCAUGUUGGACGUUGUGUUACCAUAAUGAAGGACCAAAACUAUCCUAACACAGGAUGGUUUACACAAUCAAAAGAAGCACAUAUCCAACGCGAUUACUGCUACAGUUACAGCAAAUAUAGUCCCAAGUAUGUGGAGUGGAAGGAACGCGAAAUUCGAGGAGAUGAAACCAAUUACAAAUCUUCAUUGGUCUAUGUUGAACAGCCCUAUGUAACAGCCAUUGAUGUGACAGUGCGUCGAAACUUGGUAUACAAUUUUAGAUCUUUGCUAUCGCGUGAUGCCAAAGGACGGGUAUAUGCUGGUAUAUAUUUACCGUUGGUCCCCAACACCAAUGAAGCCCAUUUCACACUAUUCUACGAAGGUUCAAAUUCUGAGCAAAGGGUAAAAGCCAAGUUUAUGUUCAAUAUCUUCAAGCACCCGAACAAGAUACCAGAAAAUGUUUACCAACAUUUGGAGAACAUGGCUCCCCAAUUGAAUAUGCCCAUUAAGGAACUGUCCAAGCUGUUGAUAUCAUUGGCCGAAGCUGUAAUGGAUCAAGACUUUAUUCAACAAGUUUUGACCAUCAAUGAUGACAUUGGCAAUAUGUCAACAAAUUGACAAUCAAUUGAUGAAAAAAAACCCAUAUGCUCCGCAGCAACUGAAACAUCAGAAAAGCCUCCAUUAAAGAAUGAUUAAAUCGUAUGUGGAGUUCCCAACUAAA